AGCCGUCAAUAUGGAUCGUAAAGAAUGCCACUAUAAUAUUAAAUAUAUACAUAUACUAGUCAAAUACACGCAUAUUAUACAUACAAGAAUCAUAUAUUCUUUACACUUGUAUAUAAAGGCCUCAAAUUAAAGUAUAUUUCUUCCAUCACCCAAUUAAAAAAAAAAAAGAUCCACAAACAAUAUGUUGAAGCACAAUUUAAACAAUUCCUACUAUACUAAUACUAAUACUAGCGUCCGAAAUCUACUUUUGGUGCCGAAGCCUUUCUUCUCCGGCGGAGGAAAUGCUUCAUCAGCCGUAAUUACUCGUAAAAACCCUAUUAUUAAUAUCAAGACAAGGAGGAAUCGGGUGGUGCUCAGGCGGCGAUCCGCCUCCACCGGAGUAAAAGCCGUAUUAACCGCUGAUGAGAAGUCAACAACCACCGUUAAGGCGGUGGUGACGGUGCUGCAGACGGUGGGCGGGGCCCUCACCCACCUCGGAUUGAGCCGCGGGAUUGACGAUAUAGUUGACGUGUUUGGCAAAACCCUUCUCGUUGAGCUUGUUGCUGCCGAGCUCGAUCCUAAAUCGGGAUUGGAGAAAGCUACCAUACAAUCGUACGCCCGUAGAACCGGGAAAGACGACAACGAAACCUACUACGAAACCACAUUUGAGAUUCCAAACGAGUUCGGGGAGAUUGGUGCGGUGCUAAUUCAGAAUGGACACCUCAAAGAAAUGUUUAUAAAGAACAUUGUUUUCAAUGACUCAAUCGAAAUUACUUGCAACUCGUGGAUUCAUCCCAAAUCUAGUAACCCCGAAAAGAGAGUGUUUUUCUCUAACAAGUCAUAUUUGCCAACCGAAACUCCGAGUGGUCUGGAAAAGUACAGACAAAAAGAGCUCGAAGCUCUACGUGGCGACGGCCGAGGGGAGCGCAAAACCGCCGACAGAAUAUACGAUUACGAUUUUUACAACGAUAUCGGCGAUCCAGAUUCCGAUGAUGAUUUGGCACGACCCGUUCUUGGAGGGCCCGACCACCCCUAUCCUCGCCGCUGCAGAACUGGCCGCCCUAGAACUAAGAAAGAUCCAUUGUCUGAGUCGCCGAGCUCCAAAAUUUACGUGCCGAGAGACGAAGCGUUUUCGGAAGUAAAGAAUAUGACAUUCUCAGCAAACACGGUGUACUCGGCCCUUCAUGCACUAGUUCCGUCGCUGCAGAGUACGGUCUUAAGCAGUGAUGGAUUCCCACACUUCACUGCUAUAGACACUCUGUUCAAUGAAGGGAUUGAGCUUCCGAAUAAUCCAACAACUGGGCUGUUAGGAAAUAUUAUACCCAGGCUCGUGAAGGCUAUCGCUGACUCGGACAAUGUCCUUCACUUUGAAACCCCUGAAUUUAUCGACAGAGAUAAGUUUGCUUGGUUUAGGGACGCUGAAUUUGCAAGAGAAACUCUAGCAGGUGUCAAUCCAUGCUGCAUAAAACUAGUCACGGAAUGGCCAUUGAAGAGUAAUCUCGACCCUGAGGUGUACGGGCCAGCUGAAUCAGCAAUCACAACGGAACUCGUAGAACUAGAAAUUGGAGGCUGCACGACAGUCGAAAAGGCAUUGGAACAAAAGACGCUUUUCAUGUUAGAUUAUCAUGAUGUUUUCUUGCCAUAUGUGAGCAAGGUAAGACAGCUCAAGGGGACAACUCUAUAUGGAUCCAGGACAUUGUUUUACUUAACAUCUUGCGGCACACUGAGGCCGGUUGCAAUCGAGUUAACUCGACCACCAAUAGAUGGAAAGCCACAGUGGAAGCAGGCAUUCACACCAUCAUGGGAUGCCACUGGUGUAUGGUUAUGGAGGCUUGCUAAAUCUCAUGUCUUGGCUCACGACUCUGGUUAUCAUCAGUUAGUCAGUCACUGGAUGCGGACACAUUGUUCUACUGAGCCUUACAUAAUCGCGACAAACAGGCAACUGAGUGCAAUGCACCCAAUUUACCGAUUUUUGCACCCUCAUUUGCGUUACACAAUGGAAAUUAACGCGUUGGCUCGUGGGGCCCUUAUUAAUGCUAACGGGAUCAUUGAGAGUGCAUUCUCUCCAGGCAAGUACUCCAUGGAACUGAGCUCUGAUGCCUAUGACCAGCUAUGGCAGUUCAACCUAGAGGCACUACCAGCAGAUUUAAUCCACAGGGGAAUUGCUGUGGAGGAUCCAACUGCACCACACGGUUUGAAACUAGCAAUCGAAGACUACCCUUAUGCCAAUGAUGGUUUGCUUAUAUGGGAUGCUAUUAAACAGUGGGUCACUGAUUACGUCACUUACUACUAUCAAGAACCGAGCCUCGUAAAUUCAGAUAGCGAGCUCCAAGCAUGGUGGACAGAGAUUCGAACAGUGGGCCACGGCGACAAGUAGGACGAACCGUGGUGGCCAGAGCUAAAAACUCCGGACGAUUUGAUUGGAAUAUUGACGACUAUUAUAUGGGUAGCUUCGGGUCAACAUGCUGCUCUUAACUUCGGUCAAUUCGAUUUCGGUGCGUACUUUCCAAACAGGCCCACCAUUGCUCGAACACAAAUGCCUACCGAAGAACCGAAUGACGAAGAAACGAAACAGUUUCUUGAGAGGCCUGAUGAUUUUUUGCUGAAAAGCUUCCCUUCACAGGUUCAAGCUACAGUAGUUAUGGCGAUCAUUGAUGUACUAUCAACUCAUUCGCCCGAUGAGGAGUAUAUCGGAGAGGAAAUACAGCCUUAUUGGGCAGAUGAUAAAGUUAUUAAUGCUGCGUUCGAACGGUUUAAUGGCAGAAUGAAGGUGAUCGAAGGGAUUAUUGAUGCUAGAAACGCAGACACGAAUUUGCGGAAUAGGGCAGGGGCUGGAGUGGUGCCGUACCAGCUUCUCAAGCCGUUUUCUGGACCUGGUGUGACGGGGAAGGGUGUUCCGAAUAGUAUUUCGAUUUAGUUAUCAAAUUGUUUUACGUGAUGUAUACAGAUUGAAUAAGUAUAUUGAAGCAAAAAUUUAUGAAUUAUAUAAGUACAAUAAAAAAAACAACACUUGAGCAAAUACAGACGGAAGCAUACUGAGGAAUUAACGACGUGAAAUGUAUAUAUCGAUUUUGUAUCAAUCAAGCCUUAUCACAACUGCC
Erythranthe guttata (spotted monkey flower) is the source of this 3080-nucleotide messenger RNA. Its product is annotated as linoleate 13S-lipoxygenase 2-1, chloroplastic. Lineage: Eukaryota; Viridiplantae; Streptophyta; Magnoliopsida; Lamiales; Phrymaceae. Gene Ontology annotation, biological process: lipid oxidation. The record is from RefSeq and is a predicted model, not a curated record. Gene Ontology annotation, molecular function: oxidoreductase activity, acting on single donors with incorporation of molecular oxygen, incorporation of two atoms of oxygen; protein binding; metal ion binding.